Verticillium nonalfalfae is the source of this 1218-nucleotide messenger RNA. RefSeq lists its product as uncharacterized. The record is from RefSeq and is a predicted model, not a curated record. Lineage: Eukaryota; Fungi; Ascomycota; Sordariomycetes; Glomerellales; Plectosphaerellaceae. Bases 1 to 1218 code for a protein of 405 amino acids. The transcript is spliced from 3 exons.
AUGCAGACGCUCACAUUUGACGAAGUAUUGGAAGAGUUUCUGGCGGGCUUGGAUGAAGACCAGACCAUUUCCGACAACAGGCCAGGUGUUAGGGGCGUUUCUAAAAGUCUCACUCGCCCCAACACUGCCCAGAGCAACAGGCAGAGCGCCACGGCUCCAAGCACCGGUAGAUUGCUCGAGAGCACCAUGAUCUCGCGGCAGCAGUGUUAUCCUGUUAAAGGAGAAGAGAACCUGUCCACAGAGGAGGACAAGCUGAUGUCGAACUCACUCAGGUGCCAGCUGCAUGCCAUGGCCCCCCUCAUCCCACGCUUCCACUUGUUCGAAAUCGACGAUCAGCCCUGGUUCCCCUCGUUCCUCCGCGCCCGCGUACAAGACGCCCUCCUCGCCACCUGGGUCAACCGCACACCAGGCCUGCAACCGGCCUCGCCAGCGCGCCUCGCCGCCGACAUCCUCGAGCGCGAGAUCGGCCAGGCCUCCCUCCCCUCCCACACCUUCAUCGACUUUUGUGCCGGCUCCGGUGGUCCCACGCCGACGAUUGAGCGCAUCCUCAACCGCCGCCUCGCCGCCGCCUCACUCCCCGCCGCCACCUUUGUCCUCACAGACCUGCACCCGAACCCCACCUCAUGGUCUCGCGCCGCCGCCGCCUCGAGCAACCUCGUCUACGAACCGGACCCAAUCGACGCCUCGGCGGCCCCGCCCUCCCUGCUCGCGCAGCACCGCGGCAGCAGUCCCGUCUCUAUUUCAUCCCCGUCGGCGACAAAGAAGAAGGAGAAGAAGGAAAUCUUCCGCCUCUUCAACCUCGCCUUCCACCACUUCCCCGACCCCCUCGCGCGUCGCAUCCUCCGCGACACGCUCUCGACGUCCUCCGGCUUCGCCAUCUUCGAGCUCCAGGCCCGCGAGCCCGCCUCCUUCCUCGCCUGCUGCCUCCUCGGCCUCGGCGUCCUCGUCGGCGCCCCCUACCACGCCUGGCGCCUGCGCUCCUGGGCCGUCCUCUUCUUCUGCUGGGUCAUCCCCGUGUUGCCCUUUGUGCUCGUCUUUGAUGGCCUCGUCAGCUCCGUCCGGACGCGGACCCCCGACGAGGUCGAGGCCCUGAUGCGUACGUGCGGCGCCGACUGCGAGGCGUGGGAGGUCAGGAGUGGGAGCGACAUGCAUCUCUGGCCUGUGGGCUACCUUCACUGGAUUGUGGCCACGAAGAAGGACGUGCCGGGAAGGCAAUAA